AUGUCUGAGAAUGCCGCCGUGCCGGGCUCCGACAUCAAGCCUUGGUCUCGACCUGAACCCCAAGGGUAUUUAUUCAAGAAUGCCAACGUGGUAGAUGUCAAAGCAGGGAAAAUAAUUGAAAACGCAAUCGUGAUCACAAAAAACGGCAAAUUUCAAUCGAUUUCCUCAUCCCUGCCGGAGCCUGUUCCGGCCGACCUCACAAUCAUCGAUUGCGAAGGUCGGUACCUUUGUCCGGGGCUCUUCGACGCGCAUGUUCACCUAUGCGCCGUGCCCGGUUUCAACGAUUUAUCGAAGGCAUUUGGAAACCCAAACGACGUGCACUUGCUGCGACAGCCGUACACCGCAGCUCAGAUGCUGCAUCGAGGUUUCACCAGCAUUCGCGACUGCGGCGGCGCCCAGCUUGCCCUGAAGGAAGCUAUCGAGGAUGGUGUCUUCCCUGGGCCCCGCGUAUUCAUCUCCGGCCAUGCGCUCUCUCAAUUCGGUGGGCACGGUGAUCUUCGCUCAGCCCAUGAACAAACCGGGUGCUGUGGCGGUACCCACAGCAACAACCAUCUAGGCCGCAUGUGCAAUGGCGUACCCGAGUGCAUGGCCGCUGUGCGCGAGGAGAUCCGUUGUGGAGCCGAUUUCAUUAAGAUCAUGGGGUCUGGCGGUGUGGCAAGUCCGACUGAUCGUUUGGAACACCUCCAGUUCACAGCUUCCGAGAUCCAAGCCAUGGUCGAAUGCGCCAACAAUGCUGGUACAUUCGUCACGGCGCACGCGUAUACGAUCAAGGCAAUUCGGCACUGUAUCGAUAACGGUGUGAAGGGAAUCGAGCAUGGCAAUUUUGUGGAUGCCCCAACUGCCAAGAUGAUGGCUCACAAGGGUGUUUACCUGACCCCAACGCUGAUUGCAUAUGCUCAAAUGGCGUCGGAGCGCUGGAAGGGAUACUUGCCGCCUGAGUCGCAGUCAAAGAAUUCUCAGGUGCUGAAGUCUGGACUUGAAGCACUGAAGGUUGCUUCUGAGGCUGGGGUCACGAUGUGUUAUGGUUCUGAUUUGCUUGGUCCGCUGGGUUCUGCUCAGACACACGAGUUUGCUUUGCGGUCACAGGUCUUGAAGCCUGUCGAGAUCUUGCGCAGCGCUACUGUUAACCCUGCUAAGAUGAUGGGCUGGGAAGAUUCUAUCGGGCAGAUUCAAGAAGGCUUCCAUGCGGACGUGGUUGUUCUCAAUAAAAAUCCUCUGAAGGAUGUUACCAUUUUCGAUCGGCCAGAUGAGCACGUUUUGGCUGUCAUGAAGGAUGGCCGUAUCUACAAGAGCCGCUGGUCUACUCUUCCGGAGGACUCCGAUAUUCCUGUCAGAGUCAAGUACAACUAG
Messenger RNA from Penicillium verhagenii, 1350 nucleotides. RefSeq names its product metal-dependent hydrolase family protein. Lineage: Eukaryota; Fungi; Ascomycota; Eurotiomycetes; Eurotiales; Aspergillaceae. The transcript has a single exon. Gene Ontology annotation, molecular function: hydrolase activity, acting on carbon-nitrogen (but not peptide) bonds. The record is from RefSeq and is a predicted model, not a curated record. The coding region runs from base 1 to 1350 and encodes 449 amino acids.